Nannospalax galili (Upper Galilee mountains blind mole rat) is the source of this 1094-nucleotide messenger RNA. It is a transcript of the gene Dmrt1, whose product is annotated as doublesex and mab-3 related transcription factor 1. The record is from RefSeq and is a predicted model, not a curated record. Gene Ontology annotation, biological process: sex differentiation; regulation of transcription by RNA polymerase II. The transcript is spliced from 5 exons. Gene Ontology annotation, cellular component: nucleus. Gene Ontology annotation, molecular function: RNA polymerase II cis-regulatory region sequence-specific DNA binding; DNA-binding transcription factor activity, RNA polymerase II-specific. Lineage: Eukaryota; Metazoa; Chordata; Mammalia; Rodentia; Spalacidae.
AUGCCCAACGACGAUGCCUUCAGCAAGCCCUCUGCACCCGAGGUGCCGCACGCUCCCGGUGCACCCCUGCAGGGCAAGGCCGGCUAUGACAAAGCAGCUGGGGCGCUGCUGGGGACGGCUUGGGGUGCCGGAGGCAGCGGAGGCGCGUGGGGCUCUGGGAACAAGAAGUCCCCAAGGCUGCGCAAGUGAGCUCGCUGCAGAAACCACGGCUACGCGUCCCCGCUCAAGGGCCGCAAGCGCUUCUGCGAGUGGCUGGACUGCCAGUGCAAGAAGUGCAUUGCCUAGAGACAGCAUGUGAUGGCCGCACAGGUGGCCCUGAGAAGGCAGCAGGCCCAGGAGGAGGAACUGGGCAUCAGCCACCCUAUCCCACUGCCCAGCGCAGCCGAAUUGCUUGUCAAGAGAGAGAAUAAUGUCCACAGCCCAUGCCUCAUGACCGAGAGCAGCUCCCCACAGCCUCCAUCGGCCAGUGCCCCAACCCCUGUUGCCUCAGAGGGACGCAUGGUCAUCCAGGAUAUUCCUGCUGUCACCAGCAGAGGGCAUGUGGAGAAUGCACCUGACCUGGUUUCAGACUCCACCUACUACAGCAGCUUCUACCAGCCAUCUCUGUUCCCUUACUACAACAAUCUGUACAACUACCCGCAGUACUCCAUGGCCUUGUCUGCUGAGUCCUCUUCUGGGGACGUGGGGAAUCCCCUCGGUGGAUCCCCUGUGAAGAACAGCCUGCGGAGCCUCCCAGCACCUUAUGUGACUGGUCAGACUGGAAACCAGUGGCAGAUGAAAAAUGUGGAGAGCCGCCAUCCUGUGAGCUCCCAGUACAGGAUGCAUUCUUACUACGGGCCCCCCUCCUACCUGGGCCAGAGCAUGUCCCAGAUCUUCACUUUCGAGGAUGGCCCCUCCUACUCAGAAGCUAAAGCAAGUGUAUUCUCACCACACAGCAGUCAAGAUUCUGGCUUGGUUUCCCUCUCCAGCAGCUCUCCUCUGAGUAACGAGAGCACAAAGGGGGUCCUGGAAUGCGAGUCUGCGUCCUCUGAGCCCAGCAGCUACACUGUUACCGGGGUCCUGGAGGAUGAUGAUGAUGAUGAGUGAGCAGCGCG